AAUUUGCAAUUCAUUGCAACUCAAAAGCAAAAGUUUCUUUUUAUCCCAGUGAAAUAUUUUAAAAAUAUAAAAAAAUAUUCAAUCAGUUGUUAUUAGAAAACUGUUUGAUAAACAUGAUUUUGGCAGCACGUAAACAUCUCUUUGCUACCAACAUCAUUUUCUUUUUCAUCAUCUAUGUCGUACAGAAGUUUAUACAAGUCUUCUGUAUAAUUGAAGAGAAGGCCUGCAAUAAUGCCAAUUGCUCUGCCAACAAUCGUUGUGACGAUCGCUGUAAACCGAAUACUGUCUCAGCUCCUCUGCCAGCAGCGCCCUCUACCAUUACGCCACCUCAGUCGCCUAAACCCCAAGUGAAAGGUCUUCGUCUGAUACCAUUGGCCAUGCGCAAAACUAUGCGCAAUUUCGGUUACGGUGAGGGUCACUAUCAAAUGUUCGUCGAGGAAAAACAACGCAAACAACACACCUCGAAAGCUCGCUUAAAUGCGGCCGUUGCUGAAGUUAAACUCAAUCCUAAUUAGUUUCAGUGGGGAAAGCCCCGAAAUAAACAAACGUUUGGUCAUUUAAUACAGAACGAAUGUUUGACAAUUUUACUAUGUACCUCUUCAUUUUCAAUAAAGUUCAUAAAUAUUUCUCCCUUCUGUGCAUAGUUAAUACAAAGAAAUGUUUAAUUUAAAUUAAUCGCAUUGCGGAGAAACUCAAUUACAAAA
Lucilia sericata (common green bottle fly) is the source of this 704-nucleotide messenger RNA. RefSeq lists its product as uncharacterized. NCBI's taxonomy places the organism in Eukaryota, Metazoa, Arthropoda, Insecta, Diptera, Calliphoridae. The coding region runs from base 114 to 515 and encodes 133 amino acids. The transcript has a single exon. The record is from RefSeq and is a predicted model, not a curated record.